Acipenser ruthenus (sterlet) is the source of this 5702-nucleotide messenger RNA. RefSeq names its product leukotriene B4 receptor 1-like. Gene Ontology annotation, cellular component: plasma membrane. The coding region runs from base 2651 to 3703 and encodes 350 amino acids. Lineage: Eukaryota; Metazoa; Chordata; Actinopteri; Acipenseriformes; Acipenseridae. Gene Ontology annotation, molecular function: leukotriene receptor activity; complement receptor activity. The record is from RefSeq and is a predicted model, not a curated record. The transcript has 2 exons. Gene Ontology annotation, biological process: positive regulation of cytosolic calcium ion concentration; phospholipase C-activating G protein-coupled receptor signaling pathway; complement receptor mediated signaling pathway.
CUAAGCAGCAGAUGUGUCAGCCGCACGAAGAGUACAGAAAGUUCAAAGCUACAGAAAGUUAUACCGAAUCUGUUUGGAUCAUUGUUAUGUUGGCUUCAAUAAAAAAAAAAUAAAAAAAAAGUUUAUCAAUGUUAUUAUUAUAGAUGUGUCUUGGGUAAUUGUGUUGAUAUUGUAAACAUUUUAAAUGUGAUAAACAUUUAUAGUGCAGGCUGUUUUGUAUUAUUUUAAUAACUUUACUGAAUAGAGUGUUUCCAAAGAGAUUCACAAAUACUGUCUUUUAAUUUUGUGCAUCCAAAGACAAAUUAAAAGUUUUAAGAAUUAAGCCUAUGGUUUGGUAUUCUGUCCUAAACCAGCGGUCCCAAACUGUUGUGACAUAAAUUAUAUAUUAAAUAAAACAGGGAUAAAAGAAAUGUGUUAAUCAGAAUAUUCUGCCUUUUUAUUGCAACUUUAGUACCAUUCAGUCAAGUGAAAAUUGUAAAGGGGUACUUGAGCUGAAAACUCCAGACAAAAGGGGUACAGUUUCAAAAAAAAGGUUGAAACCCUUCAACUAUAACCCUGCUGUAAAAUGCUUUUCUGGUUCAUCCUGAUAAGCUUUACAUUCUAAUUUAAGUUUUGGAUGUGCUAUUAUUAUUGUUGUUAAUAAUAAUAAUGUUAUUUUACUAUUGUUAUUACUAUUAGUAGUACAUAAAAACAUAAGAACCCAAGAAAAGUUUGGGAGUCAGAAAAGACAGAAUUCAUUUAAAAGCACUGAAUCUAGUCUUUUUAAUGUUCCUGGUAGGCUAUUUCAUGCACUCUGUCUAAAAAGUGCUUCCUCCCUUCUGUUCUAAGCUUACUUUUACUCAGCUUCCAUGCAUGCCCUCUUCAUCUUCUCUCUGUGCUAAAUGUGAAGUAGUGUUUUGGGUUAACUUUAUAUAUUCCAUUUAUAAUUGUAUAGACUUCAAUCAAGUCUCCUCUUCAUUUUUUCUAGGUUGAAGAUAAUUAUUUUAGUAGUAUUCUUAGUAGCCCUAUAUUGAAUAAACAAAUAAUAAUGAGACCAUUAUAAGUGUAUUUUUAAUAAUAAUUAUUAUUAUUAUUAUCAAAGGGGUCACAUUUUAUAUUUCCCUUUUAAGGUUGCAAUUGAAAUAACACACAUUGCAGUUAUACGUAGAACUCACCUCUAGGUGAUGCUGUCCCCUUGUAAAAACUAAAUCAGCUCAGUGCAUUGAAUAAAUAUGCUUGGUUAAGAAAUACCAUCUGUGUGGACUGUCUAACGAAGGACUACACCACACGCACACUUUCAUCAAUUUAACACAAACACAAAGCCAUAUUUUGAAGGCAUUUACUGCAGCCUUGAAUGAACUCCUAUUUUUUGAAAGAGGUAAAACGUCGGUUAAUUUUACAAACUGGAUCCUAACCACAGAGCAAUAUUAUCCAAGUUCUCCUAAACGCUCUCAAUGUGAAUGUUUCUCAUUUUAUUACAUUAACAUGAUUUUUUCUUCUUUAAAAAAAGUUAAUUUAAGAAUGGAGGAAAUGUUUUGAAAAUACGGCCCAUAGUCUUUUAACAUAAAUCAUGUUAAACUUUAUAUGCGGACUGCGUAUAUAAUGUGAUAAUUUUUCACGCAUGCUUUUUGCAAUGUAGCAUGCUGGUAGGGUACAAUUCUACUGUAAAAUAUGCAUUGGGUAUAGUUUUAAAGUACAUGUUGCUUUAUUUCAAGAAAUAGACGAUUUUAGGCAUAUUUUGCAGAAUCAUUAUCAUUAGCAUGAGAGCUGUUUUUAGUCUGGGGUUGUGGGGUCCCGAUCUCUCACAGUAAAUACUGGAACCUACAGGAUGUAUCUUGUCCAUUUUGCAGAUAUUACAUAUAAUAUCUAAUACAUACUUUGUCAAUAUAAUAUUUGUAUUUCUUAAUAAGUCUGUGUUAAGGUGCUUCGAUUUCAGGAGCAAGAUAUUGGUAAUGAGGGCUACUGCCACCGCCAUCUAGUGCACAGCUAGUGAACUGCCGGAAAAGCAAAUCUUGAUCCAACGUGCUUUGUCUGAUCUAGCCUACAUAUAUCUAUGUCAGGCAACCAGAACUGAAGAGCUGCUGCUGAACUCAGGUGAAAGCCACUUAACACAGACCUUUAAAAUCUUUUAAAAACAUAAGCACAGUAUUUGAGAAACUGCAGUUGAACCAUUGCACACAUCAUGAAACGGUCAGGUGCAGUAUAAAUAAGACACUGUAACUUGAAGCUAUUUACUCUUUAAAAUGAAAUGUGUUAUUUUGAUUUAUAUUUUUAAAAUGAAAAUGUUUUUCCCCAUCCUUCGGCAGCCACAGGAUUCGCAAUAUCAUUCCAGGACAGCUCCUAACAAUGAAUUUCUCCUCUUUUCCUUUCUCCUCCUCUUCCAUCCCUCCCUUUUCCUCUCCUCCCUUCCCCCUAGCCCAGAUUGUGCCUUCCUCUCUUCCCUCUCUUCUCUCAUACUCUCUCUUCUUCUCCUUUCCCUCCCCCUUGCCUCCGUCUUCCCCUGGCCUCAACCUCUCUCAAAUCCUGGGCACUGUCAUCUCAACCUUGUUAUGUUCUUUUGAGAAAAUGUGAGAUCUCUACUUCUUUAAAACUGAAGAAAAUUUUUGUUUGUUUUUCUCCUUCCUUUCACAGGAUCCUAAUUCCUAACCGUAUUCCAGACCAGCAUCAAACAAUGAAUUUCUCCUCUUCUCCCUCCCCCUCCAUCCCCCCUCGACCUCCUCCCUCUUCCUCCCUUGGCUUCUCUCAAAUUCUGGGCACUGUCAUCCUGACCUUGGCAUUUGUUCUGGGUUUCCCUGGGAACUUGUUUGUGGUGUGGACGGUGUUGUGUCGCGUGGCCCGGCGCUCCGUCACCUGCCUGCUGGUCUUGAAUCUGGCUGCGGCGGAUGCCCUGGUUCUGCUCAGCGCUCCCUUCUUCAUGCGUUAUGUCAUCGGGGGCCGGGGAUGGGAGUUCGGGUCAGCCUUCUGCAAGUUGAUUCAUUACCUCUGCAGUGUCAACAUGUACGCCUCCAUCUUCCUCAUCGCCACCAUGAGCCUCGACCGUUUCCUGGCCGUGUCCCGCCCCUUCCUGUCCCAGCGGCUGCGCACCAAGAGGUCCCUGCUCAAGUUUCUGCUGGCCAUCUGGAGCCUGGCUUUCCUCUUCGCGAUUCCCAUGCCCUUCUACCGCAGGGUUUUCAGAAAAGGAGGAUUGUUUUACUGCAUACCGUUCCACAGCGAUCCAAACCACAUGAUUUUCCAAUACCUGAUGGAGACACUCUUUGGGUUCCUGAUUCCCUUUGCUAUCAUCAUUUUCUGCUACAGUCAGGUUGGCUGUCGCUUACAGGGGGCCAAAUUCAACAAACGAAGGCGGUCAGGGCGACUCAUCCUUCUCAUCGUGGUUGCCUUUGCAGUCUUCUGGAUGCCCUACCACAUUGUGAACCUCAUCCAGGUUUCUGGUGCUUUAGCUGGGGAAGAAUCACUCAAGAAAGCCCUCCUGGAUGCUGCAAAAACCGCCAGGCCCAACGUGACAGCCUUUGCGUUCUUUAGCAGCAGCAUCAACCCCAUUCUCUAUGUCUUCGCUGGGAGUUCCCAUAUCCGCAGCACUGGCUUGAAUUUCAUGGCCAAGAUGUUCGAGGGGACUCAUUCCGGAGGGUCAGGAUCCAGCCGUGUUUCCCGGUCGACCAAAACGAGCCGGAACUAUUCCCUAGAUGUGGAAAACCUACCGGAGAUGAAACCGCUGCCAACGUAAAAUAUUGUUUACUGCAGGACAGUUUUAUUAGAAAAACAUACAUUGACCUUCAGAGUUAAAGCCACACUCAAACAUGUUUCCAGGGUGAAUGUUUAUUACAGGGUUGAACAAUCAGUCUUGGAGUGCCAUUCCACUCCAGGUUUAACAGGUAAAAUGAGAUAAUGAACUACAGGGUCUUUAAUUGGUUCAAUAAAUUUAGAACAGGAUUGGCACAACGACCAGGAGUGGAAAGGCCCUCCAUGAUUGGUCACCCCUAGUUUAUAACAUUCUUCCUUUCUUACCUAGGAGGCACUUUUUUACACAGAGAAUUAUGAGGGUCUGGAACCAACUCCCCAGUAAUGUUGUUGAAGCUGACACCCUGGGAUCCUUCAAGAAGCUGCUUGAUGAGAUUCUGGGAUCAAUAAGCUACUAACAACCAAACGAGCAAGAUGGUCUGAAUGGCCUCCUCUCGUUUGUAAACUUUCUUAUGUACUUAUGUUCUUAUAUGACUAGAGUCCUCCGCAACUGCACAGUUAUCAGCACAAGAGGGUGUUGCUUGUAGGUUUGAGAUUAUAUGUACAGUGCACUCUAUUCAUUGAUGGGUUCUUAAUUUAAGUUGCAUAUCAUAUGAUGUUAAAUUAACCAAUGUUGUUGUUUUUCUUUUAUUGAUUUGAAAUGUAAUUUAAAUAAUUUAGGUCAGAUUAAUCAUUGGCCAAUCAUUGGCCAUCCGCAGCAAGUAGUCUCUACCAGCAUUCCUGUUGAUGAAACUUGGGAUCUAUGCAGCGGGGGGGGGGCGGUUAUAGGAACGCUGUACUGUGUUAAAGGUCUGUUACAGCUCAGGGAAGCAAAGCAGCUUCUGCCAUGUCAUUGAAUUAUUGAACAUCAGAUAUUUGCUGUGUUCUGUAUGCUGUCUUGUGCUUUUCAAAAUGUUAUUCAAAAAACUUAAACAACAGAUUUCUUACACACACAGCUGGAGUCUUUUUUAUUUUCCAGAGUGAUAUUUACCUUUACUGAGGCUGUUUGGGUAUUUUUAUGCCACAGUAUGGUUACAUUUCCUCUUUUUCUGUAUGGAGCACAUACAAUACUGCAGUAGAGCCUUUUACUGGAGAAAGUCAGACAAAGAUGAAAAACAAACAUUAAGCAAUCUGUAAAAUUGUCUUCACAUGUAAGUAUUAUUUAAGCAAUAGAACCCGAAGAAGAGGGCUUUAUCGUCUGGUAAGGACCGCCUCUUGUCAGUAAAUGUCCCAAGCUGUUCUGUUAGUUUUUUUUUGUGAUUUGCUCUGCCAUUUCAAAAUGGAUCAGGAUAGUAUUUCAUAGGCUCCGUGUCCAUGUGACAGAUCGUUUUUUGUCCACAUUUCGUGAAAAACCGGCCUGUAGUUUUUAGUUAUAGAAUCACGAAAAAAAAAAAGUUUUUUUUUGCACUAAAAUUACUCAAAAACAGUGUGUUUAAACACCAUAUCGGGCAGGCAGAUAGUACUCAUUUACCACGAGUGCAUUUUUUUGGAACCGAAAAAAUGGAUAAAGUAUUUAUUGAGCUAUUUAAAACUUUGUUUGCACAUGCACAGUUUAUUUUUUGCUAGCUGAUAAGUUACACAUGCGCAGUCGGGCUCCACCACCAACAUUUAGUUAGUGGGGAUUCUUCAGUUUUAAUUUAAUUUGAAUUCCUUGGUUGUUGUAUGUCUUGUGGAUCCUAACUUUCUAGUUUAAUUUUUUUAAAUGCUUCUGACAUUAACUCUGUCAGUGAAGCUAAACAGCAGAAUCAUUUAUAUUGACAGUCAACAUUCAGACGGCGUGUCCAGCAACAGAGAUUUUCUUUCAUCAAGUAGAAAAAAAGUUAAAAUACACAAACCAGAAGAGAUUUGGUUGGUUUGGGGGCUAGUAAACGGACUAGCCAUCCGGUUGUUAGUUAGGUCAGAAAUAAAAGUUUAGUUAGCGCUCCUGAGAGGAGUUAGACUUUUGUUUUGGUUUAUGUUGUUUGUAAAGAAAUAAACACACAGGCACUGUCCUGUUUACACUGAAA